CCCCCCACCAUCAACCUGAUAGAACCCGUCACUCACCCCGGAAAAGGGUACAACCAGACCCAAAAUGCCCCCCACCACCAACAACCGCACACACCUCCUCCUGGCGGCCACCGGCUCCGUCGCGACCAUCAAGAUCCCCAACAUCAUCACCGCGCUCGCGCGCCACACCCCGCACCUCUCAAUACGGGUAAUCCUGACCAACCACGCGCAGAACUUCCUGGCGGGCCAAUCCGCCGAACAACCCACCGUCGCCUCCCUGCUCUCCCUGCCCGGCGUGGAGGCCGUCUACGAUGACCGCGCGGAAUGGGGCCCGGAGCCCUGGACCCGCGGCGCAGACAUCCUGCACAUUGAGCUGCGACGGUGGGCGGAUAUCUUGGUCAUCGCGCCGCUUUCUGCCAACACGCUCGCGAAGCUGGCGAAUGGGUUCAGCGAUAAUCUGCUGACGUCGGUGUGUCGCGCGUGGGAUACGGAUGGGCAGGUGGAUGGGCGGCGGAAGAGGAUCGUGGUUGCGCCGGCGAUGAAUACCGCCAUGUGGAGGCAUCCGGUUACGGCGAAGCAUGUGCGCGUGCUGGAGGAGGAGUGGGGGGUUAGGAGGGUUGAGGGGUCUGGGGAUGGGGAGGAGACGGGCUGGUUUGAGGUCUUGCGGCCGCAGGCGUCGAAGGUCUUGGCUUGUGGGGAUGUGGGCAGUGGGGCGAUGUUGGAGUGGACGGAGAUUGUGAAGGUUGUAGAGGCGAGGUUGGGCUUGAGCGGGGAGGAAUGA
Molecule: messenger RNA, 760 nt
Organism: Aspergillus heteromorphus CBS 117.55
Lineage: Eukaryota; Fungi; Ascomycota; Eurotiomycetes; Eurotiales; Aspergillaceae
Product: putative flavoprotein
Exons: 1
Coding region: 65-760 (231 amino acids)
Biological process (GO): coenzyme A biosynthetic process
Cellular component (GO): phosphopantothenoylcysteine decarboxylase complex
Molecular function (GO): FMN binding; phosphopantothenoylcysteine decarboxylase activity
Source: RefSeq, a predicted model, not a curated record